This is a messenger RNA of Hymenoscyphus albidus, 2286 nucleotides long. Lineage: Eukaryota; Fungi; Ascomycota; Leotiomycetes; Helotiales; Helotiaceae. The record is from the annotation of a GenBank genome assembly.
AUGGUGUUACCACAGCCGGUCACGAAGCUGGACCAUUCGUGUUCAGUCAUCUUCAAGAACACCCUUUACUCAUACAGCUCCAACUGUUUCCAAUCCCUUCCCCUAGAAAAAGGAGCACAAUGGAAGAAAUUGGAGUCGGGCGUAGGCGUGGAAGGAGGCGUAUGCGUGAAGACGACCCCACCAGAGAAUCCAGAUGCCGCGGCCAUGUGGGUUGUGGGAGGAAGCACGAGUGAUGCCAACUACCAAGGACUGCAAAAAUAUACGUUCGCGACGAGUACGUGGGAGACGAUACAACCAAAUGUGCCAGUGACCCAGAAUCGCUUAUAUCAUGGCGCGGCAUAUCUCAAUGGCUCCGACUCGAUUCUGAUCUACGCUGGUUCCCAGGACGGAAACAAGGUACCAACCUCGCAAACAUUUACGCUGAAUGCCACUGAACCCUACAACGUACUCGCAUACAAGGCCAUUGCUGACCCUGCAAUCGAUCCCCAAUUGAUUCCAUUCUCGACAACGAAGGCCAUGUAUGUGGGAGGAAGCGAAUCGAACAAAAAGAUGAUGCUUUUCAGUCCAUCGUCAGGAUGGCAAGACUCGAAUGCUACUCUUGCCCAGCCCUUUUACAACAACAAGAGCAUCAAAUCAAUCGUUAUCAAUGGUGAUGAUGCUAGUAAAACCCUAUACACUUUCGACAUGACAGUAUCCCCUAAUGUCGUCAACCGGACCAUCUUCAUGGACUCCAACGGUAACCCCGUGCAGGAUGCACAGCCCAUUGUUUCUACUCGAGAAGCUAGCACACCUAACCCGAAGGAUAGGAGAGAUAAUCUGACAUUGGAGAAGAGAGAUAAUCUAACGGUGGAGAAUUGGCCAACCUACAACGAUACCCUGGUGCCAAUGUCCACACGAACGGAUUACGCUCUAGCGCGUGAUCAAAGUGGUCUCGUUGUGGUGUCCGGUGGUAAUGAUGAAGAUGUAUUGUGCAUGUUUAGGGCGAGGAAAAACACUUGGGUCAACGCGACUUCGAUGCUCGUAAAGGCUGAAGUUCAACAACCGAUAGGAACGAAUCCAAACCCACCAACCACCAUCUCAUCCAUUUCUAAUCCCUCCGGAACCGCAUCACCUCUAUCGACUGCAUCUUCUGAAGCUGCCCCCGCUACUGCACGUCCCUCAGAUCCAAAGGUCCCAGUUAAGAUUCUUGGAGGCGUGCUAGGCUCAAUAUUAGGAGUGGCAGCCAUAUUUGUACUGAUAUUAUUACUGCUGCGAUAUAAGAGGAAGCAGAGAGAGCAUAGUGAAAUGGGACGUCACCGGAGAAGCUCGAGUGGUAUGCCAGAUGGGGAUGAGAAGAAUGAGAUGGACUUUAUGGAUAGGGGUUUACCUUCAACGGCAACAACCGCAUCGGCGCGACGACCUUAUCAUAAACAGGAACCAUCAGGUGGAUCAUUUUCAUCAAUGGCCAUAUUGAUGGGAAAGGUUGGACACAGCAAAGGAGAAUCCAAAGAUUACGCGAGUGAAAGCAAUGGUCCAUUCAACAAGAAUUACGCCAUCAGCAAGCCUAUACCACAUGAUAACGCUGUAUUAUCCUCCGUCAAGGAGGCACCUAAAGAAUACGCGAGUGCCUUGCCAGUUAAUGACCCCAGCAGACCGCCUCUUAGUAAGGCAAGAGGAAUGAAUAAUAAGGUACCACAAGGAAGCGCAAGAAGGAGUUCGGGGUGGAAUAGAUACUGGUCAGGUGGAAGCUCGAUGAAUAUUCUUGGUUUUGGAGGGGCAUCGAAACGAACGACGUACGAAGAAGGAUCAGAAAGAGAGUCAAGUUAUACGGAACCACGCAAAAGUCAAUUUACGCAAAGCUCGGCAAAACCCACGCCACUGCAAGUUCCCAUUCCCGUACCUGGCGGCUUGGAACUGAAUAGAGUCCGUACUGGCAGUCCAACAUUUUCAACCUACGAACCAACAUACCCCUUGCAGCGGGAGAUGUCGGGUACGAUUGAAAGAAACUCGUUGACAAGUUCAAUAUCAUCAUAUGAUGACCGACGGGAUGAAUUUUCGAGUGGUGUGCCAUCGAGUGUACCUGAUCAAUGGGGUCCUGUUGGAGGAGAUGACUAUGGACGUGCUCCAAGUGUGGCAUACACAGCGAGUGUUUAUCCCACGAGUAGUGUCUACGCGCCUACGAUUCCGCGAGAUACAAUACCUUUUCCUGAAGAACUCCGCUUCCCUGAACCCCCGAACGCACAACGACAACCCACAGCAUCCACUGAUAUGAGCUGGCUUAAUCUUGGAAAUGACGGGAGAGUGUAA